AAGUCAAGAAGUUACUGACACCAUAAAAGGAUGCCAGCCAAUCUCUCUCUCAUGUUCACUAUCUAUCUGUUGCUUCUGUGUCAGUCCUUCAUUGGCUCUCUCUCUCUCUCUCUCUCUCUCUAUUUAUUUUCUCAAAGGAACUUUCUCUCUCUUCUUCUGCAAAGACUUGAUCUUUCUUUGUUCGAAAAACUGUCCUGGACAUGGAGUUGGUUCCAUAUUCAAGUGAACCAAAACCCAAACCAAGCUCCUCAACCCUUCCAUGGCAAGACAUGUUCCGAUCUGCAUCAGUAAGGAAGCCUUCUCCAGCACCAGGCAACAGCGACGCGCCUCCCAACCAACAUCACGCGCCACCCCAGACUCCAAACUCAACCGACCCAGAUCACAAAAACAGCCUCUCGGGUGAUCCCCAGGUACGGUUGGCUCUUUACAUAGCCAUGGCUCAUGCUGGCCUUGCCUUCACCAUAUUCAUUUUAUAUGCGAUUUGCAAGCUUUUGCAAGAGUAUUUUAGGCCAAUUCAGUGGGCUAUCUUGUGUUCGAUUCCUUUAAGAGGUAUACAAGAAACCCUUGUGGGAUUUUGGAGCGAACCUUUGAGACUAGGCCUCACUGAAACUGUUCUUGCUGUUCCUGUUGCUGUCUUCAAGGCUUUUAUAGGUACCCUUGUUGAUAUUAAGGAUGUCUGUUUGAGGGUGUUCCUUAAAAGACCAAAAUCUAAUCUUUCAAGGCGCAAGAGAAGUGGGUUUCCAAUGCUAGUUAGGUGGUUAGUAGCUUUCGCUGUGUUUGUGAUUGCCUAUGAGAGAAUUGGUGGUGUUGGGUCAUUAGGCAUAAUUGUGUUGGGGUUUGUGAUUAGUACUAAAAACAUAGAUGAUUCAUUGACUGCUGUUUCAUCAUUUAGGAGUAACAGUUUCAGGAGAAGUAGGAUGAGUGCGUAUUUCACUACUAGGAUACUUAAAAGAUUGGAUACUAUUGUGGCUAUUGGGCUGAUAAUUGGUUUAUUUGUGGGGUUCUUUGCUGGAGCUACAUUUUUCUCGUAUAAGAUCGGUGUUGAGGGAAAAGAUGCCGUGGUUUCGGUGAAAUCUCAUGUGGAAGAGAGUAACUAUGCUGAGAGGAUGGGUGUUAAAAGAUGGAUGGAAGAGAAUGAUGUCCCUGGAAUGGUGGAUAAGUACACUACUCAGUUCUAUGAAACAGUUUCCGAGCAGAUCGAUAACUUGGCAAUGCAGUAUAAUAUGACGGAGUUUGUGACCGGAAUUAAGCAUUUCGUCAUAACUUCAACCACCAGUUCAUCAGUACGAUCGACAGCUUUGAUGACCCCCUCUCCUUAUACGGAAAAGUUUUUGAGUUUGAGGAAGAGGGUUAGCAAUCGCGAGUGGGGGCAAAUUUACACCGAAGUCGAUGCGAUUUUCAGAGAAUUGAUAAUCACUCGGGAGGAUUUGGUGCAAAAGGCUAAAGGGUUUGCUGUUAAAGGGGCAGAUGUUUCGCAACGGGUGCUAGCAAGCAGUGCUUCUGUUUUAGGUGGAGGCGCGAAGAUCAUGUUCACCAUCGGCAAUUCCAUCCUCUACGGAGCUGCUGAGGUGUUCAAUUUUGUAUCUCAGUUGAUGGUGUUCUUUUGGGUUCUAUAUUACCUUAUCACAUCAGAAUCUGGUGGAGUAACAGAACAAGUAAUGUCUAUGAUUCCAAUAUCAAAACCGGCUAGGAUUAGAUGCGUGGAAGUUCUUGAUGAAGCUAUUUCUGGCGUGCUUUUGGCAACAGCUGAGAUUGCAUUCUUUCAAGGAUGUCUUACAUGGCUUAUGUUUAGACUGUUUGAAAUACACUUUGUGUAUAUGUCAACAGUGCUUGCUUUCAUCAGCCCCUUGUUGCCCAUCUUUCCACCUUGGUUUGCAACAAUUCCUGCAGCUAUAGAGCUAGUGCUUGAAAGUAGAUACAUAGUAGCUGUGGUCUUCUCCAUUAGUCACAUUGUACUUAUGGAUUAUGGUGCUACUGAAAUCCAGGAGAGCAUACCUGGUUACAGUGCCUACCUUACAGGGCUUAGCAUCAUUGGUGGAAUGACAUUGUUCCCUUCUGCAGUUGAGGGAGCAAUUAUGGGACCAUUGAUUACGACGGUUGUGAUCGCUUUGAAAGAUCUCUAUGUGGAAUUUGUUCUGGAAGAACCUAAGAAAAAAGACUAGAAGAACACACCAUACCCUUCAACGGGUUUGCUUCCAUGGUGGAGAGAGCUAAUGUAUAUUAGUACCACUGGUUUCCAACAACUUCAAACCACAAUUCUUUGCUACUUGAACAGUGCUUCAAUCUACAAGCUAUGUUUAUUACAUUUUUUUAUAUCCCUUUGAAAUCAGUGGCAAUGGUUAUGUAUCCUCGUGUUUGCUCAGAAAGAAAGCAAUAUCGUAUAUUCUUUGAUUCAGUAUUUAAACAUGUAAUAACUGGUGAAGCCAAUGUUUGAGUUCUGUAUUUAAACAAGUAAGAACUGGUGAAAGGCAAUAUUUGAGUUGAGAGAAAA
This is a messenger RNA of Gossypium raimondii (Peruvian cotton), 2491 nucleotides long. RefSeq lists its product as uncharacterized. The transcript has 2 exons. The record is from RefSeq and is a predicted model, not a curated record. Bases 201 to 2162 code for a protein of 653 amino acids. NCBI's taxonomy places the organism in Eukaryota, Viridiplantae, Streptophyta, Magnoliopsida, Malvales, Malvaceae.